This is a messenger RNA of Rotaria sordida, 4008 nucleotides long. Lineage: Eukaryota; Metazoa; Rotifera; Eurotatoria; Philodinida; Philodinidae. The record is from the annotation of a GenBank genome assembly.
AUGAGAAAAUUAAGAAAAUCGACCGCAAAUCGAAAAAGGUCCGUACCUACGAUUAGUAAUGAAGACACUGAAUUAAAAAAAACUUUAUUCGAUGAUAAUAAUUUCAAUGAUAUUAAUGAAAAUUUAAAAACCAAUAUUGUCAGUUUUGUUAAAAAUGAAUCUGACAAUGAAACAGAAGAAAUUGAGUCUUCAGAAUUAAAGAAGAAAGAUGCUAAAAAACAACCUCCAGGUCGACGAUUGAAACUAUUCGAAAUUUAUAAAUUUGCUGAUAAACUUGAUUUUCUUUUUAUGUUUAUUGGUGCUAUAGCUUGUAUAGGCACUGGAGCUGUAUUCCCAUUAAUGAUGUUAGUGUAUCAAAAUGUUGCAACAUCAUUGGUUAAAACUAGUAUUCCUCCGAAUCUACUAAAUUAUACAACACCUCCUAAUAUUAAUCCAGAAUGUAUUCUCAAACCAGUAAAUUCAACUGCAGAUACUUUAUCCGAGCUUCGUGGAAUGAUUAAAUGGUAUCUGAUUUUGGGUGUUUGUAGUGUUCUUUGUUAUUGGAUUGGUUUUUCAUUAUGGAUGAUUUCGGCUGAACGUCAAGUUCGACGAAUAAGAUUUGCAUUAUUUCGUUCAAUUUUGAACCAAGAAAUGGGUUGGUUUGAUAAAUUAAAUCCUGGUGAACUUAGCAAUCGUUUAGUAGCAGAUUUAGACAAAAUUCGUGAUGGUUUAGGAGACAAAAAAGCUGAUUUCAUUAGUUUAAUCUGUCGAUUAUUCGGUGGUCUUAUAUUUGCUUUUGUUACAGGAUGGAAAUUAACAUUAGUAUUUAUAGCACUGAGUCCAUUGACUGUUAUUGCAUUCAAUAUUACUAUGCGAGUUAUUGCAAAAUAUACAGCUAGAGAAAUAAAAGCAUUUUCAAAAGCAAGUGCUGUAGCACAAGAAGUUCUUGGUUCAAUAAGAACUGUAACAGCAUUUAGUGGACAACAAAAAGAAGAAGAAAGAUUUGCAGAAAAUUUACGUGAAGCAAAACAAAUUGGUAUAAAAAAAGGUCUUUAUAUGGGUUUAUGUCAAGCAGCUGCUCAAGUAGCAAUUUAUAUAUCAUUUACAAUUACGUUUUGGUAUGGACCAUAUCUUGUACGAACUGAAUGUCAAAAUUAUAAUGCUGGAGCUGUGAUUGUUAUUUUUAUUUCAUGUUUACAAUCAACAUUUAGUAUUUCUCAAAUAGUACCAAAUAUUCAGGCAUUUGCUGAAGCGGCUGGUAGUGGUGGUUAUGUAUUUGAUAUUAUAUCACGAAUAUCUAAAAUUGAUGCAUUUAAAAGUGAAGGUGAAAUACCAACAAUGCUUGUUGGUGAUAUUGAACUUCAAAAUGUUAUAUUCACAUAUCCAGCUCGACAAGAUACACCGGUUUUGAAUAAUGUUACUAUGAAAAUUCCCUCGGGUAAAACAGUUGCUUUAGUCGGAGCAUCAGGAUGUGGAAAAAGUACAUCCAUUCAAUUGAUUCAACGAUUUUAUGAUCCAGAUCAAGGUCGAGUUUUACUUGAUGGAAAAGAUAUUAAAACAUUAAAUGUUGCUUGGCUUCGUUCGCAUAUUGGAGUAGUUAGUCAAGAACCUGUUCUUUUUACUGGAUCAAUUGAAGAAAAUAUUCGUUUUGGAAAACCAGAUGCAACUGAUGAAGAAGUUCGAGCUGCUGCUAAAAUGGCUAAUGCACAUGAUUUUAUUAUGGCACUUCCAGAAAAUUAUAAAACAUCAUCAGGUGAUAAAUUAAGUGGUGGCCAAAAGCAACGAGUGGCUAUUGCUCGAGCAUUGGUUUCAAAUCCAAGGAUUCUUCUUUUAGAUGAAGCAACGAGUGCACUUGACAAUACAAGUGAACGCGUUGUACAAGAUGCAUUGGAUAAAGCAAAAAUGGGUCGAACAACAAUUGUAAUUGCUCAUCGUUUGAGUACAAUACGAAAUGCUGAUUUAAUCAUAGCAUUAGACAAAGGCGAAGUGAUUGAAUAUGGAACUCAUAAUGUAUUAAUGGAUCGUAAAGGUCUUUAUUAUGAAUUAGUAAUAGCACAACAGCGUAAAGAAAAAAAAGAAGAGGAAGAGUCAUCUGAUGAAGAUAAUCCGAUAGAAUUACUUGAUAAAAAGGAAUUAAUGCGUCGACGUACGUUGUCAUUUGGUUCGGUACACUCAGAACAUUCUGAUGUUCCUGAUUUGGAUACAAUGAAUGAUACAACAGUUGAAAUUAAAAAGAAAAGAUUUUUUCGUAAACCAUUUAUUUUUAAAAUUCUUAAACUUAAUUAUCCAGAGUUGAACUGGAUUAUACUUGGAUGUAUAACAUCAAUUACAUUUGGUACUAUUACACCGUUAUUUGCAUUACUUUUCUCAGAAAUUUAUGGAUUAUUUGCUGAACCAGAUAUUGACAAAGCCAAUACACAAACACGUAAUUAUGCAAUAAUUAUUUUUUUUAUUGGCGUUGCUGGUGGUAUAUGUCAAUGUCUAAGUAGUAUUGCUUUUUCUAAAAGUGGAGAAGCUUUAACAAUGCGUAUGCGUAUUAUAUCAUUUGCAUCAAUGCUUAGACAAGAAAUAGCGUGGUUUGAUAGGGAAGAGAAUAGUCUUGGUGCUUUAGUAACUCAACUAUCAUCAGAUGCAUCAAAUUUAAAAGGUUUAUCUGGAAUUCGAAUGGGUAUUAUUUUUAAUGCAGUUGGAGCUGUCAUAUGUGCAUUAACGAUUGCUUUUCAAGCUGGAUGGAAAUUAACUUUUAUUGUUUUAUUAUUUGUACCAUUAAUGUUUUUUUCGGGUAUUUUACAAGCAAGACGAAUGAGCAAUACAAAAAAAACUAAGGAAAAAAAAAGUGGUAAUUUAUCUUGGGAAGAAAAAGGAGGAACAUUUGCAACAGAAGCAAUUGAUAGUAUUCGAACUGUUGUUGGACUUCAUCAAGAAGAAUAUUUUAUUUCUCAUUAUGAAGAUUGUUUUAAUAAUGAGUUUAAACGAUCACUGAUUAAAAUACAAUUACAAUCAUUUGGAACAGGUUUAGCUAAUUCAAUAAUGUUUUUUAUUCAUGCUGCUGCAUUUGGAUAUGGAAGCGUUUUAGUUGAAAAUGGAGAAAUGGAAGCUGUUCGUGUAUUUCGAGUUUUCUCGGUAAUUACAUUUGGUGCAAUGACUGUAGGACGAUCAACAGCUAUGAUACCUGAUUAUGCAAAAGGAAAAGAUAGUGCUAUUCGAAUAUUAAAUUUAAAUAAUCGUCGAUCAAAUAUUGAUCCUAAUGAUACAAAUGGAAUUGUAUUAGAUAAAGUGCAAGGAAAUAUUCAAUUCGAUGGAGUUAAAUUUGUAUAUCCAACACGACCAAAAUUACGUAUUUUAAAAGAUUUUAAUUUAUUAAUAAAUGCCAGUCAAACAACAGCACUUUGUGGACCAAGUGGUUCAGGAAAAAGUACAUGUGUUGCACUUCUUCUUCGAUUUUAUGAUCCAUAUGAUGGUAUUGUUUUACUUGAUGGUCAUGAUAUUCGAGAAUUAAGUUUACCAUGGUUACGAUCACAACUUGGAUUUGUUCAACAAGAACCCGUUUUAUUUAAUUUAAGUGUUCGUGAUAAUAUUGCAUAUGGUGAUAAUGGAAGAAAAGUUUCACAAGAAGAAAUUGAACAAGCAGCAAGAAAAGCUAAUAUUCAUGAUUCAAUUAUUUCAUUUCCUCAGGGUUAUGACACAAUGUGUGGUGCAAAAGGUGCUCAAAUAAGUGGUGGUCAAAAACAACGUAUUGCUAUAGCACGUGCACUUAUACGUAAUCCCAAAAUUCUUCUUCUCGAUGAAGCAACGUCAGCACUAGAUAUUCAUAGCGAGCGAAUAGUUCAAGAAGCUUUAGAUGUCGCACGAAGUGGUCGAACAUGUUUAACUAUUGCACAUCGUUUAGCAACAAUAAGAAAUUCAGACAGAAUUGUUGUUGUUGAUCGUGGACGAAUUAAAGAAAGUGGUACACAUGAUGAACUAAUGGAACAUCGAGGAAUCUAUCAUAAAUUAAAUAUGGCUCAGGAACGCAAUGAUGAUGAAUAA